AUGAUGGAUAAAUCUCUGUCAGAAACCAACUUAGAUGGUAUUUGCAGUAAAGACACCACACCACCAAAUUUCACAUCGCUUCGAUACAAAAGAAAACGGGAUGAGGUUGGCUCUGCAGAUUUUAGGAUCUUCCAGGAAGAGAUGAGAGAUAUGAUCAAAUCACUUUUUUCCGUGCAGGAACAAGAGUUAAAAAAGAUUGCCCCCACACUCAAGGACAUACAACAGUCGUAUCAAAAUAUUGAGAAAACGAUUGCAUUCUUGUCUGCACAGAAUGAAGAAUUUAAAGAAAAAAUUUUUAAAUUGGAAACUCAAGUUAAGGAAGACAGAACGUAUAUUGGUGUUUUAGAAGAAAAAAUAGAGGACUUACAGAGAGGAAGUAGAAAAUUGAAUUUUGAAAUAAAAAAUGUUCCAAAGAAAAGUACUGAAACGAAGGAAGAUUUAAUUGCAAUGGUCAAUUGUUUGUCAAAAUGUGUUGGUAGUAGCUUAACUAAUGCGAAUAUAACAGACAUAUAUAGAGUGCGUGGGAAAAGAGAGGGCAUUACUAACACACCAAUCGUUGUUGAAACCUCUUCUACCAUACUUAAGUCUGAUAUCUUGAGGUUGUGUAAAAUGUAUAAUGUUAAACACAAAUCUAAAUUGUGUGCCAAAAAUCUAGGAUUCCGCACCUCAGAAGACACUCCUAUAUUUGUAUCAGAUCAACUUACCCCUAAGGGAGCCCGUCUUUAUUUUCUUGCUCGUGAACUGGUGAAAACGAAGGCAUACCGAUUCUGCUGGACAGCGUUUGGGAAAAUUCAUGUAAGAAAGGACGAAAACUCCCCUAUCAUUACUAUAAAAGAUGAAGCUCAGAUCUCAUACCUAUUACGUGGAGCAUGA
This is a messenger RNA of Pararge aegeria (speckled wood butterfly), 873 nucleotides long. RefSeq lists its product as uncharacterized. Lineage: Eukaryota; Metazoa; Arthropoda; Insecta; Lepidoptera; Nymphalidae. The transcript has a single exon. The coding region runs from base 1 to 873 and encodes 290 amino acids. The record is from RefSeq and is a predicted model, not a curated record.